Messenger RNA from Heterobasidion irregulare TC 32-1, 639 nucleotides. RefSeq lists its product as uncharacterized. Gene Ontology annotation, biological process: translation; ribosomal large subunit biogenesis. The record is from RefSeq and is a predicted model, not a curated record. Gene Ontology annotation, cellular component: ribosome; cytosolic large ribosomal subunit. Bases 34 to 450 code for a protein of 138 amino acids. The transcript is spliced from 4 exons. NCBI's taxonomy places the organism in Eukaryota, Fungi, Basidiomycota, Agaricomycetes, Russulales, Bondarzewiaceae. Gene Ontology annotation, molecular function: RNA binding; structural constituent of ribosome.
AACGACGCCAACGGACAUCCUCAAGACUUCGCCAUGGUUCAGGAAUCAAAUUUCACUCGUUUCGUCGAGAUUGGCCGUGUCGUGCUUCUCAAAUCUGGCCCUAGCGCAGGCAAUAUCGCCGUGAUCGCUGAGAUCAUCGACCACAACCGGGCAAUCAUCGACGGCCCUACCACCGGCGUCCCCCGCCAAUCCUACCCCUACCGAUACCUCACCCUCACCCCCCUCACCGUCAAGGGCCUUCCCCGCGCUGCCGGUUCAGGUGUCGUCAAAAAGUACCUUGAGAAGGAAUCCACGUUGGAGAAGUGGAACAAGACGUCGUGGGCGCAGAAGCUCGCCGCCGUCGAGAAGCGACGGACACUUAACGACUUCGACCGCUUCUCAGUCAUGCUGCACAAGAAGGCGCGUCGCGACCGGGUGCGCAAAGCUGUCAAGGCUGCUGGGAAGGCAUGAGAGCUUUCGUGCGGAGUUAGUGUAGUUUUUUUGAGAGGAGAGAGCAAGUCGAGGAGAGGUGGGAGGCCGGACGGCAGGGUAAAACAGCCUUUGGCACGAGAGACGGUGCCGCCACGCACUUUAUUAUCAUCUUUUGCAUUCUUUUUAUGCCCACCACACAAUAUGACAUGCGGCAUGUAUUCCUGUCCC